UAUCCAAUGCACCAAGAUGUCCAUUACACUAAAGAAAGACAGAAUACAGUACCUGUACAUCGGUCAUCUUGUUCUCCGUGUUGCGCCAUCUGCAUUUUCUAAGUUGUUUGACAGACAUUACAAUGGCGGGUUUAAAGCAGCAUUACUGGGAGAGAAAGACAAACUUGGUGAAUUGAAAGACGAAAAGAUCAUCACGAAUGCUCAGUGGCAACAACUGAAUACCAUCACAGAUGACGAUGCCGAUAAUCCCUGUCUUGAUCUGGAUACCGGACUUCUGUUGAUCCUAGUUAAAUCUCUGACAGGGAUAAAGAUUCCACCGUGGCGACCAUCAGUACUGGACACUUCGGUUGGUGCAGAUCUUUACAGAGUUGAAUUUUAUCUGAAUUAUAUCAUUCACAAAAAAGAAGAGAAGAUCGACGAUGAAGAAUUUUAUGAAAAACUGAAGGACAUAGCUAAAUCUAUUGAACGACUUGGAGGAUGCACAAUUUCUGAAGAACACAACAAGGUUCACGGUUACCUUGACAACGAUGAAAUCAAUCAAGUGAUUCAUUUAAUACAGCAACAGAAAGAUAUCAAUUCUUCAGAAGACCCUAUACCCAAAGAUCGUAGAGAAUCUAUUGAUAGAAAGGUAAAGAGGUGGAGAAAGCAAGACCAACAUUUUGUUACGACACUAGCAUCACAAAUGGCCAUGGAAAAAAUCAAAGAGAACGCAUGCGUUGUUCUUACUGGAGAGUCUGGCAAUGGCAAGACAAUAACAUCGCGACAUCUUUUAUUACAGUUAAACCAGGAUGAAGGGUUUGAAAUAGUUGUAAUCAAAAGAUCAGCAGAACUUGUAAAAUUAAGACGACGAUUUAAGAAGCAAGUGUUUAUAAUUGAUAAUUUUUGUGGAAGGUUUUCUGCCGACCAAAAAUGCAUAGCAGAAUGGGCAAUACAUAUGGACCUUUUUGAAGACAUUUUUAAAAGUUCCCAGGACCUUCGAUUUAUCAUUACUUGCAGAAAACAAGUUUAUAACUCAAAGCAGUUUUCGAAAAUAUUUAGAAAUACCAAAAUGUUUGAAUGUAAAUUGUUAUCGAAGAGCUUUACUCUUAGUAAGAAGGAGAAACGUACAAUAGCGUCGAAAUAUAUUGGAGAAGAUAAUAUGAGAAGGUUGGACGAAGAUAUUGUAGAUGAUAUUGAGAGUUUUUUCCUUUUCUGUCAACUUCGUAGUAAUGCAAGUGUGAGAAAUCAAGUAGAUUUCUUUAAAGAACCAAUUAGACUUUUGAAUACAGAACUGCAAAAUAUGUGUGAUACAGAUGAAUGGGCAUUUUUCAUUCUAACACUUUUAGUUGUUUUCGACAACAAGUUGGACACACGUUUAUUUCAUGGUAAAAUAAGAAAAUCACAACAAGAUGCAAUAGACGAGGUGUGUUCAGAUUGUGGAUUACUUAAUCAUCCUACCAUGCUUUUCAUAUCAUUUAGAAUUAAAGCCCUGCUAGACACAUUUAUAGAGGAACGUUAUAAAUACAUCAGAGCAAUUCAUGAUAAAAUAUUUGAUGUCACAAGUCUUUUUGUUGCUAAAAACAAAAAUGCACUUCGAUCAGUAUUGAAACAUGGGAGUAGUAAAUACAUUAGCGAGCGGGUUCAGUUUCAGUCCUUGAGUGAAGAGUGUAAGGAAUACACAAUAUUGAUUCCUCCAGAAUUGGAACAUGUCUACUUUAGGCGACUUGUAAAAGACAUUGAAGACCAAAAAUGGUGGGAAGUAUUUUCAGCUUCACAGACAGCAUUUGAAAUAUUUCGCAUACAGUUUCUGAAUUUUCUUGAAAAAUACGAGGGACUGGAUUCCUUGUUUGGAGAUAAAGUUAUGCCAUUAUACGUUUCUUCAUUCAUGGGAUAUAAAGACUUCGUAGAAUUUUUCCAAAAACGUGAAAAAUGUCUUGCAAUAAAAGCAGUUGAUGAGAGUGGAUUUACCUCUAUUCACGCUUCAUGUAUGAUGGGCCACAAAUCGGUUGUAGAAUUACUUCUUGAUGAAACGAAUGUAGACAUUACUACAAAAGACAAAGCAACUCCAAUUUACCUGGCAUCAAGCAUGGGACAUGCAGGUAUUAUCAAGAUUCUUUUGAGUGCUAAAGCAAAUAUUGAAAAUACAAAAUUGGAUGGAACAACUCCGUUAAUUGUAGCAUGUAAAAAUGGUCACAUAUCUGUUGUCGAAUUAUUGCUAGGUCAAAAAGCAGAUGUCAACAAAAGUAAAACGGAUGGAACAUCUCCACUCAUUAUUGCAUCACAAGAGAACAACAAAGAUAUCGUUAAAGUUCUUCUUGAAAAUAAGGCCGAUAUCACCCAAAAGACAAAAGCAGGUGUAACAGCAUUGUAUAUAGCGUGUGAACUUGGUCAUAUUGCUAUAGUUGAUUUAUUACUGAAAGCAGAUGAUAACAUUUUGAAGGGAGAUGAUUCAGGAUUCAAACUGCUUUACGUUGCAUGUAAAAACGGAAAUAACAAAGUUGUUGAAACGUUAGCAAACACCGACAUUGAACUUAACAGAACAAACGAGUCGGGAAUUACACCUCUUUAUAUUGCAAGCCAAGAGGGUCAUGCAGAUGUUGUCGAAAUUCUACUUAAAAAUGGCGCGGAGUCGAAUUACGCAAAUCAUGGUGGGUAUACGCCGCUUUACAUCGCUUGUUUACAAGGUCACACAACAGUCUUAAAAUUGCUAAUGCAAAAAUGUGCAGAUAUAAAUGCUGUAUUUUAUAAAGGGGCAACGGCCCUAUAUAUUGCGAGCCAGGAAGGCAAUCUUGAAAUGGCAAAAUCGUUGAUCGAAAAUGAAGCUGAUGUUAAUAAAAGUGACGAAACUGGUACCACACCACUGUAUAUCGCCUGUCAAAACGGUCAUAAAUCAGUUGCUGAAAUGCUACUUGACAACAAGGCAAAUAUAAAUCAGUGUACAGACGUAGGUGCCUCGCCACUUUAUAUUGCUUGUCAGAAGAACCAAGUAAAAGUUGCUGAUAUGUUGAUGAAGAAGAAUGCAGAAGUCAAUCUACAUACCAUCAACACAGCUACUCCUCUUCAUAUAGCAUGCGAACAUGGAUUUGCUGAAUUAGCUGCCAUUCUUUUAGCUAAUGGCGCAAAAGUUGAUCAGACUACUCGAGAUGGAGUAACACCUUUAUUCGUUGCAAGUCAAAAUGGUCAUGCAUCCGUAGCAGAAUUAUUGUUGAUAAAUAAUGCAGAUGCGAAUAUCAGUUUUAAAACAGGUGCAACUCCUCUGUAUAUGUCGUGUGAGAAAAAUAGAUAUGAUACUGCUAAAGUAUUACUAGAUUUUAAAGCCAAUGUCAACCAGAGUAACAAGGGUGGUUUUACGCCAUUAUUUAUAGCAUCUCAGAAGGCCAACUUUUCUAUCGUGGAACUCCUUUUAAAACACAACGCUAAUGUAAACAAAACAUCACAAAAUAGUUUCACUCCACUCUGUGUUUGUUGUGAAAAAGGUAACAAACCAACAGCAGAGCUAUUACUUAAUCAUGGAGCUGAUCUCAAUCAAAGUACCACAGACGGAAGAACGCCACUUUACAUCGCUAUUCAGAAUGGACAUAUGGAUUUAGCUAAUGUAUUGCAAAAAAGACAAGCCAUUGAAGACACAAAAAAAGAUGCACUCAUGCCUCCUUUAUGUCUUGCUAGUAAGAAAGGUGAUAUCGGUGUUGCAACUAUCUUGCUUAAGAAUAACAUAGAUAUAAAUGAAACAUCACCAGGAGGAGAAACUGCUAUCCACAUCGCUUGCAAGGAAAAUAAUGAACAGUUUGUACGACUUCUUCUAGAAAACAAAGCAAACACAGAGGUUUGUGACAGUUAUGGUCAAACUCCUUUGUUGAUUGCCACAAAAAAUGAAAACAUCCACAUAAUUAAGCUUCUUUUGGAACAAGAAGCUGGGGUAAGUUCUACCAAAAAAGAAGAUGAAACUGCACCAUUACAUAUUGCAUGCCAAAAGAAGAACGCAGAAAUUACGAAACUACUUCUAGAGCAUAAGGCAAACGUAAACCAAAUGGAUGAGGAACUCGUCUCGCCCCUUCACAUUGCAUGUAAAAAUGAAGAUCUGAAAAUAGCCGAUUUAUUACUACAGUAUAAAGCUGUUGUAAGUUCAUCUGAAAAUUUUGGGAACGCACCAUUAAUGAUUGCAUGCGAAACCCAAAAUCUCAAUUUAGUGCGUAUGUUGUUGGAAAAUGACGCUGAUGCGAAUUUAUGCGGAGAAAGUGGGUUAACACCUUUACAUAUGGCCUGUCAAAUGAGGAAUGUGAAGUUAGCAGAACUAUUACUUAAUAAUAAAGGAAAUCCAAACAAAAAAUACGAAGGGUAUACACCCCUCAUGAUUGCAUGUGAUACAGGAAUGACAGACUUACUAGAGUUGUUGCUGAAAAAUAACGCUGACGUGGACGAAUUAACGCCUUCUGGACUUACGUCACUGCAGUUUGCAUGUCAAAAAGAUCACGAGCUCAUUGCUAAAAAACUUAUAAGUCAUGGCGCAGAUGUUAACAAAGAAGUACCAGAUGGAUAUACUCCAUUAUUUAUAGCAUGCAGUAAAGGAAAUGAAAAAAUGGUCGGAUUUUUAUUACAAAAUGGAGCUGAUGUUGACAGACAAAGCAAACAAGAAUUUACGCCUUUACAUAUUGCUUGCGGAAAAGGGUAUACAAAUAUAAUAAAGAUGUUACUUAAAUAUAAUUCUGACGUUAGUUUAAGUACACAAGAUGGAUGUACUCCUCUUUACAUAGCAUGCCAGGAAGGACAAAAAGAAAUUGUAGAGUUGCUUAUUCACAGUAGUGCAGAUGUUAAUAUGAGUACAGAAUCGAAAGUUACACCAUUGUACAUUGCUUGUGAUUUCGGACAUACCUCAAUAGUAGAACUGCUACUCAAAAACAACGCCGAUAGCACCAUAUGCAGAGAAGGCGGUUUUUCUCCGUUGUAUAUAGCUUGUGAAAAGGGACAUCUAAAUAUUGUGCAAUUACUAUUAGAAUAUGAAGCACAAGUUAAUCAGACUCAGAACGAAGGUGCAACGCCCUUGUAUAUCGCUUACGAAGAGAAGCAUUUCAACAUUGUUAGAUUAUUGAUGAAAUACGGCGCUGAUCCUACCAUUUGUACGCAAAGUGGGUUAUCUCCGAUGUACAAUGUUUUUGAGACGGGUAAUUCAAAAGUGGCUGAACUAUUUUUGGAACAUAAAGUGAAUCCGAAUGGUAGUUUUCAAAAUGGGUCAACACCAUUGUCAAUUGCCUGUGAAAAGGGUUAUCGCGAACUUGUUGAAUUAUUACUACGGUAUGCAGUAGACGUUACCCAAACAACAGAGGACGGUCUCACGCCGUUAUAUAUUGCUUGUGAGAAUUACCAAACUGAUAUUGUAAAUCUUUUGUUAGAAAACAAGGCAGAUCCAGACCAAAGAACUAAUGAAGGAUUUUCAGUUUUGUAUUUGGCAGCACAGCAAGGAAAUUGGGAUAUAGUUGAAGUUUUACUAAAUUUUGAAGCAGACACAAAUCGGAAAACGAAACGUGGAUCAACGCCUUUACAUAUUGCAUGUGUAAAGAACAAUUUGGCUAUUGGAGCAUUGCUUAUAGAAAAUGGCGCAGAUGUAAAUUUAGGAACAGACGAAGGGGGGACUCCUUUAUAUCUCGCAUGUCAGGAAAACCAUAUUGCUGUUGCUAAUUUGCUUAUUCGACAUAACGCUAUCAUUAACCAAGCUACAAACGCAGGCGCGACGCCUCUUUACAAGGCAUGCGAGAAAGGGCAUCAACAAAUCGUGAGCCUUCUGAUAAAAAAUGAGGCUGACGUCGACAAAUGUAAAGAAGAUGGGUUCUCUCCCCUUUACACGGCAUGCGAAAUGGGCCACAUAGAGAUCGUUAGUGUCCUUCUUAAACACAGAGCCAAAGUGAAUAAAGUUACAUCUGGUGGUUUUUCACCACUGCAUGUUGCAUGUAAAGAAAAUCACGAGAAAAUAGUAGAGAAACUGAUCAACCAAUAUGCAUUCACUAACAUCAGCGACAACAAUGGUCUUUCGCCUCUUCAUGUUGCUUGCUCAAAUGGUUACAUCCCUGUCGUAAAAUUCCUUCUCGGUCGUAAUGCUGAGGUGAAUCAGAAAACAAAGGAUGGAAAAUCGCCUUUACAUGUUGCUGUAGAUAAAGGAUUUUUAGAGGUAGCCCAGAUGUUGUUGAAACAUCAUGCAUCUGUCGAUAUAGAGGAUACAAGUGGAUCGACGCCGCUCUAUACGGCUUGUGAAAAAGGUCAUUUCAACAUAGUAAAAUUACUGAUAAAACGAAACGCAAACGUUAACCAUGUUAAUAGACUGAACGCAACCCCGUUGUUUAUUGCAUGUGCGGAAGGUCAUAGGAAAGUAGUUGAUAUGUUACUAAGAAAUGAUGCAGAUGUUAACAUGACAACAAAAAAAGGACAUACUCCUUUUUCAGUCGCAAUGUUAAAUGGCUAUGACGAUAUUACGGAAAUACUUACCAAUACUGGUAACCUCAAAACAAGAGCGAAACAUAACAAUGACGGUCGUGGUAUUGCACACACACAGUUGCAAGAUAACGAAUUAAUGGCAAGAUUGGCGACAAUUUAUUCUAUUGAUGAAUCUGAACCAAUACAAGAUGAGUUCGAGAUAAGUGAAAACUUCAAGCACAACACUCAUCCAUAUAGCGAAAAUGACAUGGGCAAAUAUGAAUGUCGGGAAACAAUUUCUGAACGGUCAGAAGCAUUAACUGAACGUAGUAAAGAAACAAAUAUAAUACCAGAACUAAUAAAAACUGAAAGAUCCUCUAAAAGUAUAAAAACUAAUAAAGCUGUUAAUGACAGAGAUGAUUUUCAGUCUCCUACUCCGGACCAAAAGAAGAAAUUUAAAAGCGUAGUAGAACGCGAAGUAUUAAAGAAAAGCCCGGCAUGUGUUGUUCUGUAAGCCUAAUAAAGCUGAUUUGAAAACAGUUCGUAUUAAAAUUGUAAAAACCAUGGAACAAAUCUAUUUUUGGAACAAAACUAUUUUUCAAAUUUGAAAGGAAAAUGAUGCGCAUGGCAAUCGUUUCAACAUUUUUAUAAGUGGUAGAAAAAAGUCGGUAUACUACUACUAGUGUUAUAUUUCCUUUUUUUAUAAAUUUGAACAGUUAAAUGUUCACCUCGACUCUCAGGUAGUUUACAGUACCUGGCCAUGAUCCAGUCCCCGUAACAAAAUCAACCCGUAUAUAUGUGUUUGAGCUUUUGAUUUUGCCAUUUGAUAAGGGACUUUCCGUUUUGAAUUUUCCCAGGAAUUCGGUAAUUUUGUUAUUUUACUUUUUUCAUAUAAAAUCACAUUUUCAUUAAAAAGUAUAUUGUGAACUUAUAUUCUUGUCGGAUUUUGACAUCCUAAUUUAUAUAUAACUGCAGUGUUUCAUCAUAUUCUUAUAAUUUACUAUUUUUAGAGAAAUCACAAAUUAAACAUGAUUUUUUUA
This is a messenger RNA of Mytilus californianus (California mussel), 7421 nucleotides long. RefSeq lists its product as uncharacterized. Bases 17 to 6895 code for a protein of 2292 amino acids. The record is from RefSeq and is a predicted model, not a curated record. The transcript has 4 exons. Gene Ontology annotation, molecular function: protein binding. Lineage: Eukaryota; Metazoa; Mollusca; Bivalvia; Mytilida; Mytilidae.